AAUCGGAGAUACAAAUUGUUGGAAACAGCUGUUUACAUAAAAAUUCUUUAAUUCGAUAAAGCAAAAAAUGCACUCGAGUUUUUACAUUAUUUAAAAAUGUAUAUCCUGUUAUAAUUUUAAUUCGUUUGAAUUAUGAGGAAUUACACCACGAAUAAUCUAUCGAAGCGAGAAAUGCAACGGGAAAUCGGGAAAAUACGAUGUUAAAAUUCAAGGUUAGGAACAACUGAGCCGGUAUUUCGUUCGUCGAACGAAAACAAUUAAGUUAGGUUAGAUCACGCCUGAGAAUUUUCCGAAUGAAAAGACCGAGUGUGUUUCGUAAAUGUAAUUGUAACUUAACGCCUGUGCUCGCAAAAUGAGCAGCGAUAUAGUGAAAAGGGGAACAACAAUCCUCACUGGCAAACCAUUUGUCUUCACUCUUAACUCGAAACACAGGAUUACUCGAUGCGACAAUUGUUUGAAGAGCGGAAAAUUGUCGAAGUGCUCGGGAUGUCAGUACGUGUACUACUGCGACCGUAAUUGUCAGAAGGAAUCGUGGCCGACGCACAAGGCAGAAUGUGCACGUCUGAAGAAGGUGUUGCCGAGGGUGUUGCCGGAUGCGGCUCGACUCAUGGCACGUAUAAUUCUCAAGCUGAAUCAAGGCGGAGCCGACGAAGUGGGCUAUUACACCGAGAACAACUCUCGGAAAUUCAAGGAUUUAAUGUCUCAUUAUUCAGACAUAAAAGUAGACGCGAAGCGAAUGGAACAUUUCACCACGUUAUGCGGAGUUCUAUUCCAGUUUCUCGAUGAGACACACCUACCCAACAUCGCGGAACUGAUGGGUAUUUACGGCAGAAUGUGUACCAACAGCUUCAACAUAUUGGAUCUCGAUAUGAACACCAUCGGUGUUGGCAUUUAUCUGGGAGCGUCUGUGAUAGACCACAGUUGUAAGCCCAAUGCAGUUGUUGUUUUCGAAGGGACUACCGUUAUCGUCAGAACGUUAAUGGACCUUCCAUCUUUGGACUGGUCGCAGAUAAGAAUAUCCUACAUCGAUUUACUUAGUUCUAAUAAUAACAGACGCGAGGAAUUGCGUAGUUCGUACUACUUUUGGUGUGAUUGCGAAAGAUGUAAAAAGGAGGAACCAAUGGCCGAGGCGGCCGCGUGUCCAAACUCAUCGUGCGACUCGCCGUGUUCGAUUGAAGCUGACGAAUGCGAAAAGUGUGGCGAGAAAAUGUCUGUAGAAUUUAAGGAGACAUUUCGAGAAGUCGUCGACUUUACCAUUCACCAUUUGGAAAAAAUGAAAACUAUGGCUUAUCUUGACGUUAGUAAGAUAUGUUUGAAGAAGCAGAAGGGUGUAAUGUACAAAUUUAAUAUACAACAUGUCCGUACUCUAGAGAUGGCUCAUAUCGCGGCCAUGAACUUGAAAUGUUGGGAAGAUGCAGAGUUUUAUGGCAAGGAACUCAUGCCAGGAUACUUAUUGUAUUAUGGGGAAAUACACCCGUUGACGGGAUUGCUGUAUCUUACGACAGGAAAGAUACAGUUGCACUUGGGAAAACCGAAGGAAGCGCUCCGAGCACUAAACAAAGCGAAUACAGUAUUAAUGAUAACACACGGUGAUAAGCACUCCUUGGUGAAAGAGGAAUUGAGACCUUUGCUCUAUCAAGCUGUUAUGGAGUCGAACAGCGGUAUUCACAGCGCGUAAUGAUCUUGUUGACAUUUUUGUAAUUUUUAGUAAUAAAUUAUUUUUACAACACGAAA
Molecule: messenger RNA, 1734 nt
Organism: Wasmannia auropunctata (little fire ant)
Lineage: Eukaryota; Metazoa; Arthropoda; Insecta; Hymenoptera; Formicidae
Gene: Smyd3
Product: histone-lysine N-methyltransferase SMYD3
Exons: 6
Coding region: 353-1678 (441 amino acids)
Cellular component (GO): nucleus
Molecular function (GO): protein binding
Source: RefSeq, a predicted model, not a curated record